Molecule: messenger RNA, 2637 nt
Organism: Pseudomassariella vexata
Lineage: Eukaryota; Fungi; Ascomycota; Sordariomycetes; Amphisphaeriales; Pseudomassariaceae
Product: WSC domain-containing protein
Exons: 4
Coding region: 233-2479 (748 amino acids)
Source: RefSeq, a predicted model, not a curated record
CGUCGAGCGACGACCCUGGCAGGUCGUGCCCGAUGCAUGGCAACCACGAUGCAAAGGGCCCGCCGCUUUGUGGUGUUAGUCCAGGAGGGUUUCCACGCCCGGAUGAUCGAGACUCGCAGAUGUCUAUAUAACAUACCUCGUCUGCCGAUCUCAGAGAUAUGUCCCUACCACUCACGCCAACAUCAUUCCUCCACACUCGUUCUUGGAUAAGUUCAGUCACUCGUUCAGAACUAUGAUGGCUCUCAAGUCCCUGGCUGCGCUUGCAGCUCUGUCACUCGUUCCCAACGUCCACGCAUGGUAUGAGCAACUACCGCCAUGUCUGUCGCCUUUCCAACCCUUCCUUCAAGUUGGAUGCUACGACAAUGGUCUGCCCACCGAGAUGACGGCACUAUCUGAGAUGUUCGAUAAAAGCCCAGAUAUGACCGUUGAGAAAUGUGUGGCAACAUGCAAAGGCAAUGGUUUUCGAUAUGCUGGUCUUGCUUGGCGCGACACCUGUUACUGUGGGCAGACUGUCGACAAGCCUGAGGUCAACGCCGCCACGGAAUGUAACUUGGAGUGCGCCGGGAAUUCCUCGCAGACUUGCGGUGGAGACACUGGGCUCAACAUCUACACCGACACCACCUUCCUCCCUGUGGAUGAGCAGACUAUUGCCGAGUACAGGCCCCUCGGUUGUUACACGGAUAAUAACCCCGAGGCCAAAAAGGCUCUGUUUUUCCGUCAAACCCAGCUUGAUAAUGAGCCCCUGACUACGGAAAUCUGUCUCGAGGCCUGCCGAAGCAAGGGUUUUCCUUUUGCUGGAACGGAGUUCUCUAGUGAAUGCUACUGCGGUGUUGCCAUCGGUAAUGGGACUGUCCACACCGACGAUGGUAAUUGUCAAAGAACGUGUACGGGUAACAACGACCAGUUCUGUGGUGGCGCGGGUCACAUCAACUUGUACGUGUUGAACGACCUCAUCUCACUGGAACCUUGCGGUUAUACUCCACCGCAAUCUUCGUCAACGGCUUCGAGUGCUGUUUCGACCACUUCCUCGACCGUUGCCGUGUCGUCAUCAACUUCCACCACUUCAACAAGUCCAACCUCAAGUUCUACAUCCAGCACACAGUCAAGCAUUACGUCAACUUCAACUUUGAAUUCGACUCCAACCUCCAGCACAAUUUCAAGCACCAGUUCAAGUACUACAUACAGUACAUCAACUUCCACCUCCUCGACAACUUCAACUCCGACUUCGACGCCCACUUCCAGCACACGUUCAAGCACCACUUCAAGUACUACAUACAGUACAUCAACUUCCACCUCCUUCACAACUUCAACUUAUAGUACACGCUCAAGUACUUCUUCAACUACUUCUUCAACCACUGCAGUAUCGUCAACAACUUCCACUUCCAGCACAAGGUCAAGCACUGCUUCAACCACUGCGGUACCGUCAACCUCAGCUUCCAGCACUCGAUCUACCACUACAAGUACCACCUCGAGUGUCAGGUCAAGCACUGCAAGCACAACUUCAAGUGUUACGAGCACUUCCCGAGGUUACGUCACCUCUUCUACGACGAGCACUCGCAGCACACAACGAACGAGCACUACUACCAGUCCUGCCAUGUGUACCUCUAGGGUUGUCACUGCUCCCACAUGCGAGUACCAGUGUGGCAGGUUCUGCUCUCAGCCUUUGCCUGAUUUUGAAGAUAGCAACAGCUGUCUCACUGCGUGGUCCCAGUGCGCUAUCCAGAUCGCCACUUGCUUUAAGUAUGCCGGAUGGCCUGACGCUAUGGAUUGCUUCAACUUCUACGAGUGGUGUGACGGCAUUAAGGAGUAUUGUAAGGGCAACUCUCGCGGAAGCAAGGGAGAUUGUUACAAGAAGCUUCCCCCUCAGUAUCCUGAUGGCAGUCGCCCGACCACUUCAACUACUGCCUUCCCCUGCACUUCGGCGCCUACUUCGACUACGUCUACAUCCAUCAAGCCAACUUCCAGCUGUCCCGUGCCUACCCCGACCGGUAUUUGCAUCCAGCCAACGUCCAGAAAAUAUGAUGGUCCCGUCGGCGGCAUUAAGCUCCCCGUCCUGACCUGCAACAACAUCGAGGCCGACUACAAUUCCCGAUCCAAGAACGUCUUCAAACUGUACACCGAAUCCAACAGCAAGAACUGCAAGUCGUACCCGCGCGACCAGAGCGACAACGCCUGCCAGGAGGCCUGCACCGUCCAGUUCAACCAGUGCAGUAGCGUCUAUGCCCAGGGCUGCAGGACGGGCGGCAAAGACUCCAGCGGACGGAUACACGGCGAGGGGUACAAGAGCCCUAGUAGCCGGAAGAGGGGCCGGAAUUACUCUGAGGCCACCGGGAUGGAGAAGCGCACGGGGGCUAAUCGCUGGAGCAGGGGCUAUGAUGAUGCGAGUAGGGAUUGUCAGAUGCAGUAUGAUGAUUGUAAAAGGGUCAACCGCGGGAUUGAUGUUCGGGGGAAAUGUCAGAAGUUUGGAGAGGGGUAUUAGCCCAUUAGGCUUUGCGUCGCCGAGUACAGCUAACAGCAUGUGAUGGUACUUUGGCAGGGGUGGAAUUGCUGGGUUCUUGCUCAGAAUGACGAUGGCAGAAGAUGUACGACGGGGAAUGAAUACGAUUCGUGUACGGCAUAGCAAAAUUUUCAUACGGU